Molecule: messenger RNA, 938 nt
Organism: Odobenus rosmarus divergens (Pacific walrus)
Lineage: Eukaryota; Metazoa; Chordata; Mammalia; Carnivora; Odobenidae
Gene: FTL
Product: ferritin, light polypeptide
Exons: 4
Coding region: 245-772 (175 amino acids)
Biological process (GO): iron ion transport; intracellular iron ion homeostasis
Cellular component (GO): cytoplasm
Molecular function (GO): ferric iron binding; ferrous iron binding
Source: RefSeq, a predicted model, not a curated record
CGCGCGCUAUAAAAGAAGCCGCCUUGGCCACGGCCUCUAGCAGUGCGCCCGGCGGUCCUGCGGAUCUGUUUCUUGCUUCAACAGUGUUUGGACGGAACAGACCCAGGGACGCCCCUCCAGCCAGUAAACGACCACUCUCCAACCUCUUUUCCAGUCGCAACCUUGGGAGCCAUCUUCUUGGCCACCCGCUGCCUCCGGGACCAGCCAACAGCCAAUUUCGAGCUUACCUUACCACCAAUCAACCAUGAGCUCCCAGAUUCGUCAGAAUUAUUCCACCGAGGUGGAGGCCGCCGUCAACCGCCUGGUCAACAUGCAUCUGCGGGCCUCCUACACCUACCUCUCUCUGGGCUUCUAUUUCGACCGUGACGAUGUGGCUCUGGAAGGUGUGGGCCACUUCUUCCGCGAGUUGGCCGAGGAGAAGCGCGAGGGCGCCGAGCGUCUCUUGAAGAUGCAAAACCAGCGUGGCGGCCGCGCCCUCUUCCAGGACGUCCAGAAGCCGUCCCAAGAUGAGUGGGGGAAAACCCUGGACGCCAUGGAAGCUGCCCUCGUUCUGGAGAAGAGCCUGAACCAGGCCCUUUUGGAUCUGCAUGCCCUGGGUUCUGCCCGCGCAGACCCCCAUCUCUGUGACUUCCUGGAGAACCACUUCCUAGAUGAGGAGGUGAAACUCAUCAAGAAGAUGGGCGACCACCUGACUAACCUCCGCAGGCUGGCCGGCCCCCAGGCUGGACUGGGCGAGUAUCUCUUCGAGAGGCUCACUCUCAAGCACGACUAGGAGCCUUUGGAUACCAGCAGCCUUUGAGGGGGCCCCUCUGACAGCCCCCUGGUGCCAGAGCUUGUGCCUCAGCCUCUUCCCUGCAGCCACGAGGCAGCUUUUUAACCACCCUGGAGCCCUCUCCCAAGCCGUGGACCAAGUGGAAACAAUAAAGCUUUUUGCAGCA